Molecule: messenger RNA, 11518 nt
Organism: Podarcis lilfordi (Lilford's wall lizard)
Lineage: Eukaryota; Metazoa; Chordata; Lepidosauria; Squamata; Lacertidae
Source: the annotation of a GenBank genome assembly
AUGUCUUCACAUCUAGGUUGGUAAUGCUUGUGGAAAACACAGUUUAGAAGCUUCCUGGGUAUUGAGCAUUUUGUUUCUGCAUUUGGCUCUUCAGAAAUGUAGGGCCAUGUUUACGGCAAGGGAAUGUGUGCACAGAGAUUUUCCUGCCUUCCCCUGCCCAUCCUAUUGGGUGUACUCAAUCCACUCAUCAUAUUGCUACAAGCCUUAUGAUCCUCUUCUGAACUAAUGGGAUCAUAGGAAGGCAGAGCAUCUUAUACAGGGAAAACCCACAACCUCCCAGGCUUUCCUCCCAAGUACACACUAGGACCUCAAGACAUUCCUAUGUAGGCAUGCCCUUUGAUUAAUUUCCUAUAUAGCAAAUAAUCUUGCUUUAUAGUGAAUUCUCCUAGGACAUGACAUGUGAUGUGGUUUGUGUGUGAGUAUAGUGAUGGGUAGCCUGGAAGACAUGGGGGUUGAUUUUGUUUGCAUAGGCUACUAAACUCAGAACAGAUUACUCCUAGUGCUUUAUCAUGCUGACCUUGCAAUUGAUCAUUAACACAUUAGGGCACUUCCAUUUGUGAGCAGCCCUCAAGGCCAUUUAUGUUAAUGUCCAAAUGUCUGAUUGUUGUUGCUGUGAAAGAUAAAGAAACAGAGGCAUUUGUAAUGCAAAUGAACAUUCUGACCAAAACAGAUACUACCUUCAGAUUACAGUGGUACCUCGGGUUAAGUACUGUAUUUAAUUCAUUCCGGAGGUCCGUACUUAACCUGAAACUGUUCUUAACCUGAAGCACCACUUUAGCUAAUGGGCCCUCCUGCUGCUGCUGUGCCGCCGGAGCACAAUUUCUGUUCUCAUCCUGAAGCAAAGUUCUUAACCUGAAGCACUAUUUCUGGGUUAGCGGAGUCUGUAACCUAAAGCGUAUGUAACCUGAAGUGUAUGUAACCCGAGAUACCACUGUACAAACCUGGCUGAAGCAAGGAGCCUUAAAGCAAAUUAAAAAAAAAAUUUACGAAAUGAGAAAUAAAAAAAUGCUCUCCCUCUACCUACUCCAUUGAGCAUAGUGAUAACCUUCCUAAUUAUAGAAUCCUAGACCUGGAAGAGGGUCUUGUGGACCUCCCAGUUCAGCCCUUGCUUGAUGCAGGAAAUCCAGAGUGAGAGUUUCAAAACAGUUUGAAACCACCCCACCCAGGCAGCACUCGCCACUCCCAGCAAUUUAUCACCUUACAGACCCAGGGAUUUUGCUGGCAUCAUUGCUCAUCCUGCUAUAUUCUCUUCUCUACAUCCUGAUUUAAGCAAACAUUCCUAAAAGACAGUCCCAUGGAAGGAUUCCUUUCAGGCUGUGCAGAUAUCUGGCCAUGGUGCAUUUUUUAAAAAAAUUAAAAUAUUUCUGUUUGUUCUUUUGCUCUGGAUUACGCAGGUCACUUUGUACCGGGCAGAUACAUAGAAAAUCCUACCACGGGCUAAGGAAGGGGACACGGUGACCUCCUAAAAAUCCAUUGCAGACAUGCCGUUUUCUGAUAAGCAAGCACAGGGGGGCAGCUCUCCGCACACAGCAGAAAGAGUCAAAAGACUGGGCUCCUGGAACACUUCAGACCACAAGCAGGGCAACAGCAUUUUUGAAUGCUCCCCACUCCCCCAGAGGUUUAAAGACAAAACAAACUCCUUUCGAGGCAAAAACAAGAAUAGCAGGGAGAAAUUCUAGACAACCCUGUCUCUGUAGUCCUUGGGAAAGCAAAAAGCAAAACACAUUCAGGGGUGGUUUAAUGCUCCAUUUUAAUUUAUUUAUUUAUUGGCUUACUGCUGGACAAUAAACAAAGUAUCCAAGCAGCGAACACAUCCACGAAGCGGCAUAGAAACACCUAGUCAACAUCUGGACAGUGAUAACGCAGUUACCGAUGGCUGAGCGAUACAUCAGAAAAGACUUGUGCAAACAGGAGCGUUAUGAAGCAGGCAACCAAAGCAAAGCAUGGAUGGUGGUUGCUUAAUAAUAAUAGGCAAAGAUUGCCACAGUCCAGGUGCAAGAGCACUAAAUGCCUUGUAGCAUCCUUAAUAGAGCCCCUCUGGCUGUACAUAAAAAUUGGACAGGUAGAUAUGGGGCAAGAUGGUCCUUCAUGUCAACUGUUCUCAAGGCUUUAAUAUACUGAUAGUAAGACUGUGAAUUUGAACCAUAUAAGCAGCCAGUGCAGUUCUUUCAGCAGAAGUUUUUUAUGCUGUUGGUGGGAAGCCCCCACUGGCAACUGGGCUGCUGUGUAAGGGAAGCUCCACGUUGCACUGAUUUUGAGAUUCCCAAUGUGCAGCACCUAAGCGAUCCUAAUUCUUUCAAAAGUUUAUAGGAAGAGUUCCCAGCUUCCAAGACCACAGGAGCCUCUAGUGUUAGAGAUGGAUCCACCCCAGACGGCAAACUUGCUCCCUCAGAGGGCGGUGUGUGUGUGUGUGUGACUCCACCCAGAACUGCCUGUCUCACAGAUCUGCUCGCCUCCCACAGCACCUUUAUCUUGUUGCGAUUCAGAGGGCAGUUUAUUGGUCCCUGUCCAGCCCAACGCUUACAUCCAGGCACCGGUUCCAGGUCUUGCACAUCCAGGUCUUGCACAUCCUUCCCUGAUUCAGAUGAAAUAGAGGAGGAGAACUCGGUGUCAUCAACAUUCUGAUAGCAUCCCGCCCCAAAAUGUAUAACAAUCAUUCCCAUUGGCUUCAUUUCAUAUGGAUUUUUUUAAAAAGCAUUGGUGAAAAAAUGGUUUUGUGUGUGGUACACCAUAGCAUAAAGCCCAGGAAGCUUCAGGUUGGAAAAAUUGUAUUUGAGGCCAGGUUGUUGAUAAGCAAACAAUUUAUUAAUUGAAAUAAUAAGAACGAGCUGUUACUAAAAACAGGCCUCAGCACAGAACCUAUGUCUCUGCUUCUAGCCAUGUGACUUAGUUACAUACCCUCCAAUAUUUCUCCAAUUAAAAUAGGGAUGUCCUAUUUAAUAAUAAUAAUAAUAAUAAUAGAUGAUGAUGAUGAUGAUGAUGAUUUGUAUCUGACCCAUCUGACUGGGUUGCCAAGGCCACUCUCGGUGGUUUCCAACAUAUAUAAAAAGGUAAUAUGACAUCAAACAUUAAACACUUCCCAAUACAGGGCUGCCUUAAGAUGUCUUCUAAAGGUUGUAGAGUUAUUUAUCUCUUUGGCUCAGGGGUCACAUAACUCCAUACUCUCCAAUACUUCUCCAAUGAAAAUAGGGAAAAGUGGGACAUUCUGGGAUUUCUGUAAAUCUGGGGCUGUCCCAGGAAAAUAGGGACACUUGGAGGCUCUCUAGUUUCCUCCUGCUCAAGGAAACUGUUUAUUAUAGAGCAGGUUUCUCUCUCUCUCUCUCUCUCUCUCUCUCUAUAUAUAUAUAUAUAGAAGGAGAGCACUAGGAACAGGUAUGUCCCCACUGUGGAAGGACGUGUGGAUCCAGAAUUGGCCUCCACAGUCACUUAUGGACUCACUGAUAAGACCGUGUUCGUGGAAAACAAUCUUACUUGGCUACCAGUGAUCACCAAAGAAAGAAAGAAAAGACUUUCACUUUGUUCUGUUGAAUCCGGCCAUAGCAAGGAAGGCAAAACAACCUCUCUCGCUUUACUUCCUGCAGGGCUAGGAGUGGCAUGCCAGGUGUUUUGUUCAACACAGAACUGAGGGAAGGUAAAUUAAUGGGCGCCUCUUUAUUUUUGUGCUGCCAGGGAUGGAUACAGCUGAGCCGAGUCAUGCGUGCUGUCAGAACUGGCCCUUUGCUGCUUCGAGGAUCUUCGGUGCAAGGCUUUUUAACAGGUACACCCCAGGGGCUGUAUUGGAUUGUGUGGCUGUAUGGGGAGGGAACUACAGCCGUUUUCCCUAAGUCAUCUCAAUCUCAGGAAUAGGUUGCUCAUUCCAACAUCAGGUGUGCAUGCUCAAGAUUACUUGUUCAUUGCGAUUAGAAGCUUCCACCAUGGAAAACGCUGUCAAGAAGUCUAUGUGGUGAGUGGGUUUCUCACCCUUUCAGUGCUUGCCUAUGGAUGAAAUGGAAAUUCCGUGCUGUGCUACUGACUUUUUUAAACAAUAUAUUGCUUAUUGCAUGUUGCUGCCCUUGUUCUGCCUCUUCUCCAGAUUGUUCAGAGCAGUGUACGUACACAGUUCCCUCUGAAUCUCCCCUCCCCUUUAUCCUCACAACCAGGGGUGCCAACCUGAAUAAAAUAUUGCGAGGGGGCGGUAAGUCAUUCCUUCACAUACUGUAUUUGAGGCUCCAGGAGGCGGCCUGGCCCAUAGGGCGCACCUAGUUUUUGGGGGCCAGCGUAACACGCGCCCCCAGGUGGCUGGAAGAACUAGGUCGGGAACAUGGUGCGCUGCCUCCUGGCUGUCCCCUGAGCUUAGGCUGGGCAAUGGGAGAAGGCUGAGCCAGACGGCAGACUUGCAAGUGGCCAUCGGGAGCGGCUCGCGCCCGGCCUCCCGGUGGCCGCAAGAGAGCCAAGGCGCUGAGCCGGGGACCCGGCAGGGGCGCUCUGCGCGCCAUCGGGAGCGGGGCGGGACUUCGCGCCCGGCUCCCGGUGGCCGCACAGAGCUGCUCUGAGCCCGGGACUGCAGGCAGCUCUGUGCAACCCUCGGAGUCGGUCUCCCGAGGGUUGCGCAGAGCUUCCUGAAGCCUGGAGAGCGAGAGGGGUCAGUGCGCACCGACCCCUCUCGCUCUCCAGGCUUCAGCGAAAGCCUGCAUUCGCCCCAUAGGACGCACACACAUUUCCCCUUCAUUUUUGGAGGGGAAAAUGUGCGUCCAAUGGUGCGAAAAAUACGGUAAUUGAUCACAUGAUGCCACACACAAUUUGAAUGGCAAUGCCCAUGAACUUUGGGGAGGGGCCUCAAAUAUUUUAUUGAGGGCGUGAAGGGACCUUGGCUCCUAGGAGUUGGCUCCUGUGCUCACAGAGAUUGAGCAGGGCCACCCUAAGACAUAUGAAUUAGUGCAAGAGCACCAAGGUUGCCCUAAGGGACGCAGGUGACGCUGUGCGUUAAACCACAGAGCCUAGGACUUGCUGAUCAGAAGGUCAGCGGUUUGAAUCCUCGUGACAGGGUGAGCUCCCAUUGCUCGGUCCCUGCUCCUGCCAACCUAGCAGUUCGAAAGCACGUCAAAGUGCAAGUAGAUAAAUAGGUACCGCUCCGGCGGGAAGGUAAACGGCGUUUCCGUGCACUGCUCUGGUUCACCAGAAGUGGCUUAGUCAUGCUGGCCACAUGACCCGGAAGCUGUACGCCGGCUCCCUCGGCCAGUAAAGCGAGAUGAGCGUCGCAACCCCAGAGUCGGCCACGACUGGACCUAACGAUCAGGGGUCCCUUUACCUUUUACCAAGGUUGCCAGCACAGCUUGUGCUUUAAGCCUACCUUUCUGUUGCAAAGCCAUCUGUUUCCCAGUAGAGCUGAAAGGACUGGGGUUUGUUGCUGAGCUGCCCCCCCCCUUUUUUUUUGCUCAAUGCAAGCGGAGAAUCUAUCUUGCUUUCCACCCGCCUUUUUUUUUUUUUUAACAGUGUUAUGGACCAUGUCAGACAUCAAAGCCCUGAUUAAGCCAAUGCUUUAAUUGUAUCUUUGUGCUUCAUUACUUCAUCCCCCCCACCACCUUUGAUGAAGGACUCUCCUCUUUGCUGGUCCUCCCCCAAAUUAUCACCCCUCUGGUUUAGUUUUUAGUGCUGAGUGCUUUCUCCAGUGCGCAACCCCCCCCCCCCAUUUUUGAAGAGAUCAUAUCUGUCCAGAACAAUGUACCCACUUCUUCCCUUCUUCCCCCCACCCCCAGCUCCAAAAGAAGCUCAGCCAGUGUGGCUAAAGGCACAUUUACACCUAUUUUCGUGUUGCCUUGGCUCUCCUAUUCUUAUGAAGCUCACAUUGAUUAUUGCCUUUAAAUUCCUCAGUCCGGUCAUAGAUAAAAGGAUAACCACUUCAAAGGGAAGUGUUAAGAGUUUAACCCCCGAGCUAAAAAGAGUGGACAACAAGGUAAUUGAGGGUAAUAACUGAUCACAGACCAGCUUUUCAAAGGCACAUGUGAAUCCCUACUUUCAGAUGGCUUUAAUUUUAUUAACAUUUGUAGCAGCUCCUUGGCUUCUUGAUGCUUGCUCUCAGAGUCAUUACAAACUUCAAAGCUGGAGAAGGUAACACUCUUAAAUGGGGAACCUGACACCAGGAUGGAGAUAGAUAGAUAGAUAUCAAAUCCAAGUCCACAACCUGUAUCCUAAAAUAAUCCCAGAAGAGGUUUUUUCUUUCUUUCUUGUCAUUUGUAUAGAUUUCUGGCCACUUCCUCCCAGCACUGCUGUAUUUCUGCCUGUGGUGCAGCUGUUAAACUCAGAAGAGCCUUAGAAGGGAAAGCUAGCAACUCUGUGACCAGAAGAGGUUAGAAGCAAAACCCUGCUUGGGCAGAGUUUUAUUUUAUUUAUCAGGUUUAAUACAUGUCUAUAUGGUCCUUCAAUUUAAAAUUCCGAGGGACUUUGCAAUAACUAAUUAAAUCAUGAUAAGGCAGUGCUGCAAACAAUAAAAAGUUCUGUUGUUUUUUAAGGGGGUGAUAUAAGAGGUUUUAAAGCCUGUUCGAAAACUUUGAACAAAUCAUUUGCCAAAACCUUAAGGCACUAAAAAACAUGAGCCUAGGUGCCAGGGGAAGAGUUCCACAAACGAAGUGCCCUCUCUCCCAUAACCUGACUGCAGGUGGAACCCUUAAAACACACAGGAAUUGACCCACAUAUGUGGCUGCAUUAAGAUAUCCUGAGCUUUUUAUGUCUAAAGCCUUCUUCAGAUGACACCCCCCGGAAAGAAAGAAAAAACCCAUCCCUGCCCAAUGCUUCUAUGCCCAUUUUCCAUGUCCUCCCAGCAAACAUGCAUUCAGAAAUAGCGUGAAACACACAUAUCUGUAUGUGUGCAAACCCACUUUCACUCUACCGUCAAAUUUGCAGCCACCAACUGAGUGAGGUUAGCGGAUGUAUGAGCAAUGGAGGCAUGACUACUGUCCCACCAUCCUGUAUUCAGGCGACACUUUUGAGUCAUGAGGUUUAUGAAACCACAGUGAGCCCUGCCAGACAUACACAUAGCAGUUGGGUUUGGUGAGACCCAAGUUGCACAGGCUCAAGACAUCAGCUGAUGCCAGCCAAAACAAAACGCCACUCAUCGGCCAUGUAUAUCUGCAUCCUCAUUUUGUGAUAUAAGCUUUGCUCGUUGUUAUUGGCAGCUGCUUUUGUUGGUUUUUUUUGGGGGGGGUGUUUUUUUGCAGAUUGUUUCAAUCAUUGCUACAGCUUUUGAAAUUGUUGUAAACCCACACUCGAAUCAAAAAAAGUGAUGAAGGUGGGAUAUAAAUCUAAGUGAGAAAUAAUAGAGAAUCUCUCAAUGGUUACACCAUGCAAAAAUCAUAUAGAAUUGUUCCCUUCUAACUUUGCAAUUUUUUCUUUACAUUUUUUUAAAAUGGUAAAGAUUUUUUAUUUCAUUUUUUAAUGCGUAUAAAACAGAGGGAACUGUUAUAAUGACAGAUGGAAAGCAAAUGGUGGAAAGCGAAACUGUAAAAAGGCUUUGCAGAAUGAGUGUGUUUGCACAGGAUUUCGAACCACAGAGCCCCCAAGUAAAGGAAAUCAGGGUUGUCUGACUGCCCAGUCUAGUUCCAGAUUUGCCAGGUUGUCUUGAAAACGAUGGUUCCUCUGUUUACGUAAUAAAGGAGUGUCAAAUCUUAAAAAGAGAAUAGAAAGAACCAUAGAAUUGUAGAGUUGGAAGGGAUUCUGCGGGUCAUUUAGUCCAAACCCCCUGCAAUUUAGGAAUCUCAACCAAAGCAUCUAUGACAGAUGUCCAUCCAACUUCUGCUUAAAAACCUCCAAGGAAGGAAAGGCUACAACCUCCUGGGACAGGCUGUCAACUGUCAAACAGCAGCCAAACAGUUCGUACUGUCAGAACAAGCCUUCUGGAUUUAUUUAGCUACCUUGGAUUCCAAAAGCAGAAGGGUUGGAGAUGCCAAGUAUCUGAGAAGUCACACCACAUAACUAAUGGGCUGUGUUUCAUUUAGUGAGUUACAGGUUGUGCAGUCCUGAGCAAAAAGUUAUCAGAGUUGGUGGGAAUCCAAGGAUAAGAGAAGUCUCGGUUCAAUUUCCCCACUUCUGGAUUCUUUUCCCGAGCGCCUGGCAUCCAUCUUGCCUUUAUUAUUACAUACCAAAAUAUUUUUGCUCCUCACUUGCAUGUUUCUUUCCUGAAAAACCUCCCUCGAUAACUAUUUCAAAGGGGAGAUUUAAUAAUUUAUGCUGGCACUUUUGUUUCAACUUUUCCCCCGUUCAGCAAAUGCAUGGAAAUUUCAAGAAACUGUGGAUCAAUGUAUUCCCUAGGCACGGGCAAACCAAAAAGAAAAAGAAAAGAAGGGAAUAUGUUAAUGUUAAGAGCUGUUGUUAUUAUUUUUGUGCUGCACUGGCUUCCAUUUCUAGGCCCGAACCAUGGUGCUCGUUCUAACCUUUAGAAAUCUGAGUGUCUUGGGACUCUGACACCUUAAGCGCCACUUUUUCCUGCACAAACCUGGCUGGCUACUGAGAUGCUUUUUGGAAGUCCUCAGGUUGCCUGCCUUUUAAAGCGCAGGAAAGGGGAAUGCCCAGAUAUUGUUACACUACAACUCCCAUCAUGCUUGACCAUUGGCCUUGCUGGCAGGUGCUGAGGGCAGCUGACCUCCCUAUAUCAAGUAAAUAAAUUAAAAUACUUAACGGACCGAUCGAGUCACAGAUAGCUCAGUUCUGCCCCCCCUCAAAACUCCUAACCCCCCCCCAUAAAUCUUGGCUAUGCCCAUAGCUGAGGGAUAUUGGAAACAAAAUUUGGUGGAUGACAGGUCCCCUAUCCCUGUUUUAGAGCUAAGACUGGUAUGAGUGACCCAUGAUGGGGCCUAUUCAAACACACACACACCCUUCAUACCCUCCAACAUUUCUCCGAUGAAAACUGGGAUGUCAGAUACAACAACAACAACAACUUUAUUAUUUAUAACCACCACCACCCCCGCAUUUGAGUGGUUGCCCCAGCCACUCUGGGUGGCUUCCAGUAUAAAUAACAUAUUAAAACAUUAAGCAUUUUAAAAACUUCCCUUUUACAGGGCUGCUUUCAGAUGUCUUGUGAAGGUUGUGUAGUUCCUUAUCACCUUGGCUCCAGGGUCACAUAAUUCCAUAUCCUCCAACAUUUCUCUGAUGAAAAUAGGGACGUCCCAAGGAAAAGCAGGACAUUCUGGGAUCAAAUCAAAAAUCGGGAUGGGUUCUGUAAAUUUGGGGCUGUCCCUGGAAAAUAGGGACACUAGGAGGGGCUGCACACUGGCCUACCAAAUUUGAAAUACCUUUAACUGGGCUCGGAAGAAGGUAACAUAGAACAAAGGAAGGAUUUCAAUAGGCAAAGCCCUUUUCACUUUUGCAUGACAAGCUGCGCUGGUCCAAACUCCUUCCGUACAACUCUUAAAGGGAAAGCAGGUCCACAAUCUGUUUGUGCCUUGAAGGGAGGGUUGUGUGGGCACACUGCCUUUCAACUGCUCUUUGAGUAUUAUUACAGACAUUUUCCAAGAAGAGGCCAGAAAGAAAACAAAGGUUUUCCAUUCCUUUACUCCCAGGUCACGUUUGUAGGGUCUCCAUGUUAAUUUACCCCUGUGAGAUUGAUACAUGCUCUAUCCCUACUCUGGGAAAAUGCACAUCUCUUCUUUCACACCUGUCCUGGAACUGCAUGGGAAGGUGGGUGAGCUACUCAAAUACACUCUGAAUAAUAUUCAAAGUGGUCUCUCUUAUGUUUAUGAAUCAGUGGCUAAUUUCUUAUGAAUAAGGGACUCUGCAGUCUCACAUCUUUUUGACUGAAUCCAAGGUCCACAGGAGGUUCAUUAACCUGUGACGCCGAAAUUCAGGAUCUCCCCCCCCCAAAAAAACCCUGAUGCCAAAGUUUUGUGAUAAUUUUGUGCUGCAAACACCACAUUUUGUGCCACCACCACACCAAACUGAGUAAUUGACAAAACAAAUUGGGGUCACAAGUUAAUCCCAAAAAUCCAAACUUGUCUGAUUGACUCCAAACCAGUUCCAAAGUUUUCUGCUAGUUUUGUGGCGUUUUGCACCAUGGGCUAAGGCUGAGCACUCUUAUUCACAAUAGGGAAAGAGCCCCAACCCACAAAACCCACCUCCCAUCUCUGAAGAGGACAUAAAAAAAAUCCACGCUCAAGCAUGUGGCUUGUUUGUUACUUGCAGAAAGUAACAGGGUCUGUCCAAUCAGAAUCUGAAUAACAAUAGCAACAACAAUGGGUGGAUGAGAGUAAUUGAGUGUUUGAGGCCAUACAAAGCUGGGAAAAAUGAGAUUCAAAAGGGUGUAUUACUAAUGUGUUUAUGCGUGUGUCCUCUGGCUUUACCAGGCAAGUUCCAGUAAUAUUAAUGAGAGCUAGGCACGCAACUCCCUUGAAUAGUGGAGGAAAAAAGAAUACUCUAUUGUCUUAAUCCUGCAUGAAAGCUUUCUCCUGCAUAUGUCAUGAGAGAAGUGUUGGUGUCCUACAGUGGAGGAGACCAAAGGUCCCAUUCUCAUGUCACCGCUGCGCAUACCACUGCUAUUGUAGAAAUUAGAUGAGCUGACUGUGACAUUAUAUGGUUUUCUCAUUCAAACGCUUUUGUGUGAAAAAUGGGGGCUCCGGGAGAGGGGCAGGCAGGAAACGGCAUAGCAAGUAGCUACACCUGGAUCCAUGGUACAUAGAAAGACAGUUUUGAAAUAGCAGUGCAACAUAAUGAACACAAUACCGCCCACCCCAAAAUAAAGCCACCUUCUUUGGUCACAGGUACUCAAGUUUCAAGUUUAUUGCGGCCAAAGCCAGUGACACUAAACACCAUAAGAUCAGACAACAAGAGAUCAGCAACAACUUCAGAAAAGAAAAAAGGUUACACAAGAGAACUUCACAGUGUGCCAUUCAACAGAAGAGAUUUACGCUUCUUAAUUACUAAAGUGCAAAAUUUAGCCACCUCAUAUGAUACUGAGCUUGAGGAGUCUUCCAGGAGGUAUUUUCGAAGAAUUUCAGGGAGGAUUCCAAAUAAUAUUGAAGGGGUAUAAAUUUUGAUAGAAGCGGUAAAAUAAGUUGAACUCGUUCUUCACUAUAGAAUUCGCAAGAUAGAAGAAUGUGUGUGACAGAUUCUACCUUAUUAGACAUACAAGGGCAGAGACGCGCAUGCAUUGGAACUCGCGUGAAUUUGCCGUACAGCACUGCUGAGGGCAUUGUCUCAAAGCGGGCUCUAGAGAAAGCCCAUCUAUAGGCUUUUUGGUCACAGGUACUGAAGACUUCAAAAAAGAAAAAAUAGUUACAUUUGGUUCAAACCCCAGCUUGCAAGUUGAGGUCAUCUCACAGCCAACCAGCCCUUUUGUAUAGCUGACAAUAGGCUCAUUAAAGGCACACCCAAAAUGUGAACGUAAUUGCUUAUUACUCCAGACAUGGCUAAAGACAUUAGCACAAAUUCCGCAGAUUUAUAAUGUCCCAUUGUCUUUUCAUUACCCAUGCAUGCAGAUGACAUGAGAGUCCAACAGACCUCAGGCACAUUCCAGACUAUAAAGAACACAGUAUUGUUACAGACUGAAGAAUAG